AAAAAUUACAUAUAUACGCUUAGCCUUUUUGGCCCAUUUUUAAUAAUUCACGAAUCAUUUCCAUUUUACUCUCAAUUUUCUUUACACUCGAAGAUAAAGAGAGAGAAAAAAAAAAAAACAGAGAGAAGAUUCCGAUUUCCGAAUUCUAAUUUUGAUGCUUCAUUUCGAAUUUCGACGAUUAUUUUAAUUUGAUCUCGUAAUUAUCUGCUCAAAUUCCGCGGAAUUCGAGGAAUUCGGUGUUUUUUUUUGUCCUGAUCGCCGGUGGUUAAUUGUUUCCGGUAUUAGAUCUUGAUUUCCUGAUUUUUUAUGGUGUACGAAUUAUAAAGUGGUUUUCCGGUGUUCUGCUUCAAGAUUAAGCUAUUUUCUGGACAAUUGGUGGUUUUCCGGUGUUCUGCUUCAAAAUUAAGCUAUUUUCUGGAUAAUUGGUGGUUUUCGGGUGUUCUGCUUCAAAAUUAAGCUAUUUUCUAGAUAAUUGGUUGUUUUCCGAUGAUAUGACGGCGAGGGUGAAUAAUAGUGUGGAUACUGUAAACGCUGCUGCGGCGGCGAUCGUCGGCGCUGAGAGCCGUGUGCAACCUGUUUCAGUUCAGAAGAGAAGGUGGGGAAGCUGUUGGAAUCUUUACUGGUGUUUCGGAUCUCUUAAAACCAGCAAAAGGAUAAGCCAUGCCGCCCUUGUCCCGGAACCCACCAUUGUUACUCAAAGUACAGAAACCAUUUCCGACAACCCAAACCCUUCAACCUCAAUAGUACAACCUUUUAUCGCACCCCCAUCCUCUCCAACUUCUUUUCUACAAUCAGACCCACCAACUGCAAUUCACUCACCCGGUGGAUUACUUACCAUAAGUCCCCUUUCUUCAAAUGCUUUCUCCUCUGUUGGAAGUGCUCAUAUGUUCACCAUUGGUCCCUAUGCACACGAAACUCAACUAGUCUCACCCCCUGUAUUUUCCGCCUUCACCUCCGAACCAUCCACUGCUGCCGUGACCCCCCCUCCCGAACCCGUGCAAUUCACCACCCCAUCAUCACCCGAAGUGCCAUUCGCCAAGUUGCUUACUUCGUCACUGAAACGUUCAAGGAGAAACAGCGGGGGUAAUGGUAAUCACAAACUAGCUCUAUCCUGCUAUGAAGUUCAUCAUCUCAUAUCUCCCGGUUCAGCAAAUUCAGCAUCUGGUGCAUCUUCUCCUUAUCUUGACCGCCGCCCAAUUCUUGAAUUCCGCAUGGUUGAUGCUUCCAAGUUGUUUGACUCGAAGAGUUUUUCUACUCGUAAAUGGGGUUCAAGGUUAGGAUCCGGGUCUCUUACCCCAGAUGGUGCAGGUUUUUCCCCUUACGACGGUCUGCUACUAGAAAACCAAAUAUCAGAAGUUGCAUCAUUUGCUAACUCAGAAACAGGAUCCCCAAUUCCCGAGGCUCUCGUUGAUCAUAGGGUUUCCUUUGAGCUUUGCCGGGAAGACGUUCCAACGUACUAUGACGAGAAAGUGAUGUUGGAAGGUCAAUACACGAGGACUAACGGCGUUUUUCCACACAACGAAUCAAACUGUUGCUUGUGUUCUCAUGAGGUAAUAAGUGAAACCCAAGAGUUAACUUCAGGUGGAACGAAAGAUUGUCAACACAAGAAAUCUUCUGUUUCUCUUGGAUCAGUUAAAGAAUUCAAUUUUGAUAGUAGCAAUAUAGAAGCUAAUGGUAAAUCAAAUCUUAGCUCGGAAUGGUGGGCUGAUGAGAAUAUUGGGAAGGAAAUUGGGGGUCAAAACAACUGGAGUUUCUUUCCAUUGCUUCAACCAGGAGUCAGCUAACAAUUUCUCCUUCGCCAUUUUGCACUGAAUAUACAAUCCCAGACAUUCAAGCAACAGAAACGAAGCAAAUCAAAUCAAAUGAUUAUACGAAGAUACGUUCUUUUGCAGCGUGACAGAUGCUGAUAAUGAUGCCCUGAUAUCAACAAAUCAAAGGAUGAUGCAUCAGCACAACGUUUCUGGGCGUGAGAAAUUGGUAUUACAAUCACUUCCUAUUUUACUUCCUAUCUCUUCUCUUGAUGGUCAUACAUAAGAUAGGAUUUUGUUACUAGCAUGACUUCAUAAGUGUAUCUAUUAUUAUUAUUAAUAUUAUUCAGUGAGAAUGAUCAUAACUUCAUUGGAUCCA
This is a messenger RNA of Spinacia oleracea (spinach), 2127 nucleotides long. RefSeq lists its product as uncharacterized. The record is from RefSeq and is a predicted model, not a curated record. The transcript has 2 exons. The coding region runs from base 492 to 1784 and encodes 430 amino acids. NCBI's taxonomy places the organism in Eukaryota, Viridiplantae, Streptophyta, Magnoliopsida, Caryophyllales, Amaranthaceae.